CUUGGUUCAAAUUGCAACUCCACUACGUAGGAACGUGGCUGUGGCCUUUAAGACGCCUAUGGCUCUGUAUCCUCCAUCUCUAAAUGGGGAUCACACUGGUAGCUGCUUCAUUGGGAUGUGAUGAAGAUUAACUGGGGCAUUGCAUGUGUCAUGCUAGCAUAGUGGUGGCACUAGUAACUGCUCGAGAAAUGUACCAUUGCUGUGAGGCUGGGAAUGGGAGGGACACACACGCGCAUGUACACACACACACAUACACACUCAUCCCAGCUUCAACUUUCACCUCCAUAGGCUCCUUCACCAGUCAGUGAGGAGUUAGGUUCCUUCUUGCCAAAGAUAUCUGAAGCUCAACGCCUGUUCUAUAUGGACACUUGGGGUAUUUUGAGCAGCCAUGUUGGAACGCGGGGUGGUGGCAGCACUAACUCAUAACUUGGCUAUGGGAGCUAUUUUAAGGAUUCACCCUCUCUCCCCAUCCCAUGCCCUCCCCCAGUGCCAAUGGUUCUCAACAUUUUUUUGGAUAUGGCCCCCUCAGGAAAUGGAUGGCUGCUAAGGAUCCUCUUGAGAACAGUACAUGUCCAAGUUCUGCACUUUAUUUCAGAGGCUCCAUGGACAUCAGGAUUUGAACCCUAUUCCAUAUAUACAAACUCAAAGAACUAGAGGUAUGUCUUUGCUGCCUGCCUCUUUCCUCUGAAACCAUGCCUUAAAAAUACCAAGGGGAUAGAGAAACCUGCUUCUCUGGAUCACACUCUGAAAAGUGCUGUUCAGAAGAGACACAGCUUGAACAGGGCCACAGGAUAUAAAAGAAGCCCUGGAACCAUGUCUUCUCUAAAAACAACAAAAUCGUCAAUAAUGAAUGGAAGAAUCAAUAUUGUGAAAAUGGCCAUACUGCCCAAAGCAAUUUAUAGAUUCAAUGCUCUUCCCAUUAAACCAUCAACAUUCUUCACAGAAUUAGAAAGAAACUAUUUUAAAAUUCAUAUCGAACCAAAAAAGAGCUUGUAUAUCCAAGAAAAUCCUAAGCAAAAAUAAUAAAGCUGGAGGCAUCACACUACCCAACUUCAAACUAUACUAUAAGGCUACAGUAACCAAAACAGCAUGGUACUGGUACAAAAACAGGCACAUAGACCAAUGGAACAGAAUAGAGAAGUUAGAAAUAAAACCACACAUCUACAACCAUCUGAUCUUCCAAAAACCUGACAAAAACAAUGAAGAAAGGAUUCCCUAUUUAAUAAAUGGUGCUAGGAGAACUGGCUAGCCAUAUGCAGAAAAUUGAAACUGGACCCCUUUCUUAUACCUUUCACAAAAAUUAAUGCUAGGUGGAUUAAUGACUUAAAUGUAAGACUCAAAACUAUAAAAACCCUAGAAGAAAAUCUAGGCAAUACCAUUCAGGACAUAGGCAUAGGCAAAGAUUUUAUAAUGAAAUCACCAAAAGCAAUUUCAACAAAAGCAAAAAUUGACAAAUGGGAUCAAAUUAAAGAGCUUCUGCAUAGCAAAAGACUCUAUCAUCAGAGUAAACAGACAACUUAUAGAAUGGGAGACCUUUUUUUCAAUCUAUCCAUCUGACAAAGGUCUAAUAUCCAGAAUCUACAAGAACUUAAGCAAAUUUACAAAAUACAAACAAUCCCAUUAAAAAGUGGGCAAAGAACAUGAACAGACACUUCUCAAAAGAGGACAUACAUGCAGCCAACAGACAUGAAAAAUGUUCAACAUUACUGAGCAUUAGAGAAAUGCAAAUCAAAACCACAAUGAGAUGCCAUCUCAUGCCAGUCAGAAUGGCGAUGAUCAAAAAGUCAAGAAACACGAGAUGCUGGCAAGGUUGUGAAGAAAUAGGAAUGUUUUUACCCUGUUGGUAGGAAUGUAAAUCAGUCCAACCAUUGUGGAAGUGAUUCCUCAAAGAUUUAGAAAGAGAAAUACCAUUUGAUCCAGCAAUCCCAUUACUGGGUAUAUACCCAAAGGAAUGUAAAUCAUUCUGUUAUAAAGAUAUAUGUAUGCACAUGUUCAAUGCAGCAUUAUUCACAAUAGCAGACUUGGAAUAAACCCAAAUGCCCAUUAAUGAUAGACCGGAUAAAGAAAAUGUGGUACAUAUUCACCAUGGAAUACCAUGCAGCCAUAAAAGGGAACAAGAUCAUAUCCUUUGCAGGGCCUGGGAUGCAGCUGGAGGCCAUUAGCCUCAGCAAACUGGUACAGGAACAGAAAACCAAGCACUGUGUCUUCUCACUUAUAAGUGGGAGCUGAGCAAUGAGAACACAUGGACACAGAGAGGGGAGCAACACAUACUGGGGCAGUCGGGGUAGUAUGGUUUGGAGAGAGCAUCAGGAAAAAUAGCUAAUGCAUGUGGGCUUAAUAUCUAGGUGAAGGAAGGAAGGGUUGAUAGGUGCAGCAAGGCACCGUGUCCCAUGUUUACCUGUGUAACAAACUUGCACAUCCUGCACAUGUACCCCAGAACUUAAAAAACAUCAUCAACAGUAACAGUAGCUAACUUUUCUGGGUAUUUGCUAUGUUCCAAAAACUAAGCUAAGUUCCUUACAUGCAUUACCUCAUUUAAACCUCCCCAAACUUCCACAAUGACAAUAAUAUCCUGGUCCCUGUUUUGCGGAUGAGACACUAAGGCACAUAGAGGUUAAAUAAUUUGCCCAAGAUCACACAGCUAAUGAGUAGUAAGAUUCAAUCCCAGACCCAGAUCCUGCUGUCAAGCAGUAUAGUUUGUGACCACCUAGUGACAUCACAGGAACCACACUUCCAUCUCUUAUUUUAAUGUCCUGAAUGUUCUUCCUUAUAAAUGCACAUCAGACUUGAGUGGGUAAAAAUUCUGAACAUACUGAGUCUUCUACCCCGAGCCAAUCCUCUUCAACAUGAACCUGCAUGGGAACCAGUGCUGAAAGUGGAAAGAGACCACAGACAGGCCUGGCAUCUGUAUGCAUAAGGCAGAAAACUGUCUCCCUGCACCCCUACUCCCAGUUAAAAGGCUGUGGGCAUCUUUGAGCCAAUGACAGGCUGCUGCAAAGGAUUCUGGGAAUCCCAACCCCUCACAGUUCUGCAAAAACUGAGCUUUGCUCAACUUACAGUCCUGCAAAAGGUGGAUACUAAGAUAGGGAGAUGGGCAUACAGGCCAAAUACUCUGUUCUGCCUUCCAGGAAGGAAAAACCAUACUGUCCAGGAAGCUCACAAGUGACAUGUGGCCCAUGGGUAUACCAGGGCUAAAGUGAAGGAUGGACUGCUCUGUGGAAGGAAGGAGUGAAAGUGCACAGGGAGGCAUAGGGCCAUCUGCAGGAAGAGUUAGAGGAGGGAAGGAGGGAGACUGGCUUUGGCAGAGAAGGGAGGCGGGAGCAGAGGGAGCUGGAGGAUUGAUUCAGGCAGUGAGAGAGGGCAGCCCCACUCUAUUUCCCAAGCUGCUCUCUGGAUGCAGGCAGGAAGGUUGAGUGUAUUACACUGGCCCCACCUCCAGAGGCUCUCUCUGCAGCUGCUGGACUGGACACAAAGCGUGAGAGACAGAGACACCAUCUCUGCUGAUUUGUACUCAACUCUGGUUCCUGUUGCUGAGAGCCCACGUGUCACAGAAGCCAGGGCAGGGGGGCCCACACUGCUGUCUGCAUUUCCCAGGUAUCCUGAGCUGAGCAAAGGUUCUCCCUCAGAGGAGCAGGCAAAAGAAGCACCUGAACAUCAUGGCACAAGUGGACUCCCAGGACAGGUGGGAAGAGGCGUCUCCUCUCAGCAGCUUGACUGAGAAGGCUCAUGACCCCCAGAUGCUGAGCAUGAACUUAGAGAGUGAGGAUGAAGGUGGUGGGGAGUCAGAAAAAGAGGGCACUGCUGACAUGGUGGCCUGUCUAAGGGGCAGCUCCCAAGUAACAUGUGACAAUCCUGACUUGCCAUGGCCCCAUCCGCUAGGCAAAGAGGAGGAGAAAGUCUCUGACUCCUCCAGUGCUAGGGGCAUGGGGCAGAAACCAAUGCAGAUGUCCGGGAGAGCCAGCUGGAGCAGAGAUGUGCCAAAGAUUAAUGAGACCCAGGGCUCCCCGGGAGCAAGCACAGUUCUGGGUACCCUUCGCAGUGGUCUCACACACAAGCUGUUAGGUCAGUUGCAACCUCUUAGGGAGGGAUUAUCUGCGGGUGAUGAUGGAGACUUGAGGGCAAACCAGGACGCAGCCUUGGAUGUCCCAUCCAGCUUCCCCAGCAAUGGAAAGUAUCUCUGUGCACACAAAAGCGUAGACACGUCCGCAGAGAACUCUUCUCUCUUGUGUUUCCCCAGGCCAGGGAGCAACUGGGACCUCCCCACGCGAGAGACACACACACCAGCCCAGGCGUCGGCCACCCCAGCCAGCCUGGCAGCCGCGGUGCUAGCAAAAGGGCGAAUCAGCAGGAAAGGACAGAACCAGGUGGGCAGGCGCGGGGACCCAGAGGCUGAGGCGCAUCCCUACAGGCGCCUGCGGGGCGGGAGGGCGUUCCAGGAACCCAGCAAGCCGCUGAGCCCCGUGGAGACGCGCGGUGACACCAAGCCCUACGCGUGCGAGCUGUGCGGGAAGGCCUACUCCCACCGCGGCACGCUCCAGCAGCACCGGCGCCUGCACACGGGCGAGCGGCCCUACCGGUGCUCCUUCUGCGACAAGGCCUACACCUGGUCCUCCGACCAUCGGAAGCACAUCCGCACCCACACGGGCGAGAAACCCUACCCGUGUCCAGACUGCGGGAAGGCCUUCGUGCGCUCCUCGGACCUGCGCAAACACCAGCGCAACAUGCACAGCAACGACAAGCCCUUCCCGUGCUCCGAGUGCGGCCUGACCUUCAACAAGCCGCUGUCGCUGCUGCGCCACCAGCGCACGCACCUGGGCGCCAAGCCCUUCCGCUGCGUCGCCUGCGACCGCGAGUUCGCUGUGGCCAGCCGCAUGGUGGAGCACCAGCGCGUGCACUCGGGCGAGCGGCCCUUCCCCUGCCCCACCUGCGGCAAGUGCUUCACCAAGUCCUCCAACCUGGCCGAGCACCAGACGCUGCACACGGGCCAGAGGCCCUUCAAGUGCGCUGACUGCGGCGUGGCCUUCGCGCAGCCCUCGCGCCUCGUGCGCCACCAGCGCAUCCACACCGGCGAGAGGCCCUUUGCUUGCACGCAAUGUGGCCAGGCCUUUGCCCGCUCCUCCACCCUGAAGCGACACCAACAGAUCCACUCCGGGGAGAAGGGAUUCCUCUGUGCCGAGUGCGGCAGGGCCUUCCGCAUUGCCUCUGAGUUGGCCCAGCACAUUCGGAUGCACAACGGAGAGAGGCCCUACCAGUGUGAGGACUGCGGCCAGGCCUUCACCAGGUCCAAUCACCUCCAACGGCACCAAGCCAAGCAUGGCACCUGCAAGAAGGAGCCCAUCCCUUCCUCCUCUGACGAGUGAAGACAGCACCGUCGACCUCACCACUUGGAACCUUCCCAGGUGAACCCACUCACAUGACAUUGCCAGCCAGCUGCACCGGUCAGCCAGGCAUCCCAGUAGGUCGCCAGUCUUGAGCGGUCCAUUUGAUUAUGUAUUUGAUCCUUUGAGUAGAAAGUCACCACCGAGAGAGUGGUGUGGUUUCACAUCAGUGGUUCUGAGUGUCAGAGGUCAUUAGCAAUUGGAAAAGGGAAGGACAAAGUAGUGGGAACUGAUCAAGGUUUGGUUUCUUGGGUUGGGGGACCACAAUUAAUCAAAAACUACUUCUAGAAUUACAUGCCGGUGGCUCACGCCUGUAAUCCCAGCAUUUUGGGAGGCCAAGGCGGGUGGAUCACUAGGUCAAGAGAUCGAGACCAUUCUGGUCAACAUGGUGAAACCCCGUCUCUACUAAAAAUACAAUCCCAGCUACUCAGGAGGCUGAGGCAGGAGAAUUGCCUGAACCCAGGAGGUGGCGGUUGCGGGAGCCGAGACCGCGCCAUUGCACUCCAGCCCGGGUAACAAGAGCCAAACUCCGUCUCAAAAAAAAAAAAAAAAAGAAUUACAUGCUUGGGACUGUGCAGGGCUCUGGGCAUAAGGUGAGGAAAGACUAACCCAUCCUACCCUCAAGGCCGGUUUGCAAAUACUGAGAAGGCAUGAGGGGCUGGUAAUCUUUAGAGAAAGGUUUUGGUUUUCACGUAAAUAAAGGAAUCCCCAGAAGUGGUCCCUACGAUGAACUCCCCAAAAGCAACAAAGCCUUUGUGGGAGGGACUCAAGCCCAGCCCAACAUCCCAUCAUUUCACUUGACUGCAGAAAUGGCUUCACCUUAGGGUACAUCUUCAUGGGCCUUGGCUUUGAAGUGGACAAGACCUUCAUGUUAGAGAAGGUAGUUUAUGUCCUAUUCCAGUUAUUCUAGAAGUUCAGUACAGCGUUAGCAUCUGAAAAAGAAGUCCAUUCCUCUUUAUAGUGGAAUUUAGUAAGUAGAUUGAACCUGAAUCUUAUCCACAAAAUUCAUACGUGCCUUCUCUCUGGCUGUCUCUUUUCCUGUUUGCACUCUGAGGGCUUAAGUUAUAUGUGAUAUUUACAAAGUAAUUUGUUCAUUUACAGAGAGAUAUACAGAAUUUCUCCACAAAGCCUUGACCGUGGUUCAUGAAACCUUUUGAUUCAUUUAAAUUUGUCUGAAUUAUUAGCCUUGAUUUAAAGUAAAUAAAGCACCGUUUGCCCAAGUGCCAUUGGCUUGUCCAUGUUUUAGAAUUUUAAAACCAGGUAUGAAGGCCUACAUGACUCACAGUUAUCCGAUGAAGUUAUUUCAAAGUUUGCAUUACUAACAACCAUUCUUCAAAGUGUAUUGAUGCAUAUAGUGAUCUGUAUAAAGUCAGUAGUUCUUAGCACUGAACCUCGACUAUGAGGAACUAUGACCUGCACAGAGGUCCUUGGUGCACACAGGCAAAUGGCAUUUCUCCUCUUACCAAAGUUACAUAAUAUAUUCCACAAGAAAAUAUCGUCUCCCUUUUGCGGGGAGUAUAUUCCUAAAAUUGCCACCAAAGAAUGCCAGAUCCGAAUUUCUCUUGGGUUCUACCUGAUUUGGACCUAGGGUGUGACCUCUAAAUAGCAUUCUCAUGACAUAUGGGGGCACCAAAGAGAAGUAAGACAGACAGAUAGAUAGAUAGAUAUUCUUGUGCCUUGUUUGAUCAAGGUAACCUUAAUAAAAGGGUUCACCCCAUCCUUUACUGUUGAUGUGAGCGUGGGCUUCAGCUUCUGCAUCUGCACGGGCAAAAUAGAAGUGUAAUAGUAGGUAAAAUUUAGAGUGAUCUUACUAUAUGACAGAAACAUUGGCUCAAUGCAAGAGCUGUAAAUGGGUAGAAAAGUCAAAAGAUGAACUUGUGACUAUGAAGAGAGCAAAAGCUAACAUUUUUUUCUAGGUAAUCAAUAAAAUAUUUGAGGAC
This is a messenger RNA of Callithrix jacchus (white-tufted-ear marmoset), 7318 nucleotides long. It is a transcript of the gene ZNF648, whose product is annotated as zinc finger protein 648. NCBI's taxonomy places the organism in Eukaryota, Metazoa, Chordata, Mammalia, Primates, Cebidae. Gene Ontology annotation, molecular function: DNA-binding transcription repressor activity, RNA polymerase II-specific; RNA polymerase II cis-regulatory region sequence-specific DNA binding. Gene Ontology annotation, cellular component: nucleoplasm. Gene Ontology annotation, biological process: negative regulation of transcription by RNA polymerase II; regulation of immune system process; regulation of cytokine production. The record is from RefSeq and is a predicted model, not a curated record.